Nothoprocta perdicaria is the source of this 1472-nucleotide messenger RNA. It is a transcript of the gene WNT11, whose product is annotated as Wnt family member 11. Bases 1 to 1065 code for a protein of 354 amino acids. The record is from RefSeq and is a predicted model, not a curated record. The transcript is spliced from 5 exons. Gene Ontology annotation, biological process: neuron differentiation; canonical Wnt signaling pathway; cell fate commitment. NCBI's taxonomy places the organism in Eukaryota, Metazoa, Chordata, Aves, Tinamiformes, Tinamidae. Gene Ontology annotation, cellular component: extracellular region. Gene Ontology annotation, molecular function: frizzled binding; cytokine activity.
AUGAAGCUGAGCCUGCAAUUUUUGCUAGCUGCUCUUCUCUCCUUUAUCCUGCAGAUGGGGAUUUGCUAUGGAAUAAAAUGGAUAGCUCUGUCCAAGACUCCUGCAGCUUUGGCUUUGAAUCAAACCCAGCACUGCAAGCAGCUUGAAGGCUUGGUGGUUUCCCAGGUGCAGCUAUGUCGAAGCAACCUGGAGCUAAUGCAAACCAUCAUCCAGGCAGCACGGGAAGUGAUAAAGACCUGCCGUAAAACUUUCUCAGACAUGCGGUGGAACUGCUCUUCCAUUGAUCUGGCUCCUAACUACCUGCUGGACUUAGAGCGAGGCACAAGGGAGUCAGCAUUUGUGUAUGCGCUUUCUGCUGCUGCCAUCAGCCACACCAUUGCUAGAGCCUGCACCACCGGGGACCUCCCUGGCUGUUCCUGUGGUCCCAUCCCAGGUGAGACACCUGGACCUGGGUAUCGAUGGGGAGGAUGUGCAGACAACCUCAACUAUGGUCUUAUCAUGGGGUCCAAAUUUUCAGAUGCUCCCAUGAAGAUGAAAAAAUCAGGAUCACAAGCCAAUAAACUGAUGCAUCUGCACAACAGUGAAGUAGGGAGACAGGUCUUGAAAGCCUCUCUUGAAAUGAAAUGUAAGUGCCAUGGAGUUUCUGGGUCAUGCUCUAUCAAGACCUGUUGGAAAGGCCUUCAAGAGCUGCGAGACAUUGCACUGGACCUCAAAAACAAGUAUUUAUCAGCCACCAAGGUCGUUCACCGACCCAUGGGCACGCGCAAAUACCUCGUGCCAAAGGAUAUCGAUAUCAGGCCGGUUAAGGAGACAGAGCUGAUUUACCUGCAGAGCUCACCUGAUUUCUGUAUGAAGAACGAGAAAGUGGGGUCGCAUGGGACCCAGGACAGGCAAUGCAACAAGACCUCCAACGGGAGCGACAGCUGCGACUUGAUGUGCUGUGGCAGAGGCUACAACCCCUACAUGGACAAAGUGGUGGAGCGGUGCCACUGCAAAUACCACUGGUGCUGCUACGUGACCUGUAAAAAGUGCGAGAGGACUGUCGAGAGAUACGUGUGCAAGUGAGACCCCCUCCUCGCUCCCACCGGGAGCCAAGRUGCCAGCAGAACCCAUGCACUGCUCACAGAAGAGAAAACAUUUCCCCGACUCAACGUCACUUAUCUUGUAAAGACACAGACUUGGAGAGAGAUGGUAGGAGGAGAAAGCAACUGCAAAGUGAAAAUAGGACCCUUAAAAAAAAAAUGUAAAAAGUGGAAAGCUUUUCCCCACCAAUAAAAUGCUCUCUGAGAAGAUAAAAACUCCUUUGGGAUGGUAUCUUCUUCCAAAAUAUUUCCUAUAUUGCCAAUGACAUCCAGCCAUCAAGUGCCUUAGUAUUUUGAGAAACAAAAGUAGAAAUUUUCAGCAACGGAAGAAAAACAACUCUUGUUGGAAACUAACAAAUGCCCCCACCCACUAAAGCCUUCUAGUGUGGA